GGCCGGGCAAAGCUAGUAUACAUAUAUAUGCAUCAAAAACCAAAAAAGACUUUAUUAUGGUCCAUGACCAGCACAGAGCACCUCCAUAGCAAAGAAUGUAUAAAUAAUAAUAAAUUGUAUUGUAAUUAUGACAUUUAACCCUUCCAAAAAAUCCACACCUAUGAACGAAUCCCACAGAAAUGUUCCCAUUUGGAGGAAUUCGUCGGAAUAAAGUCUUCCAAGACAGUUGGAUGCCCUUCAGGUCAAAAUCAAUGCCCGAUCUACCUUGUUCCUCAUUGCCUCAAUGAAGCCAAUAAACCCGGGAAUGGAUCUCGGUUCCUUUCUUUUCAGUCUUUUCAGUGUUUACCCAGAUCGUCCUUGAACCCGCCUCACUUGACUCACUCGGUCUUCAACAGGCAAUAAAGGCAUAUAACUAUAAAAGCCAGGUUGCCGUUCCCUUGGAUGAGCAUCCAUUGGGCAGAGACCAUUCCCAGGGUACGUAAUAUAUUCACACAUCAAGAAAGGAGGAGGAUGCGGGGCCCGUAUUUGGUUAAUAAAGACCGCCGUCAUUGAGGAUCGGGGUGGGAUACAGGGAUUUGCCCGAGGCAGAAAUCCAGGAAAUUUGGAGUCCGAAUCGUGGUGACUCGGGUGCAAAUAUUUCCAGCCUUUUGACUCUUUUGUGCCGCAGGUCCUGACCAUAAUACAUUCGAAAUGGCAUCCAAUGCGUUUUCAGGGAUUCUUUACCGAACGCUGCUCUUCACCUCAAUACUUUGGCCUUCUAGCAUCGCAGGCCCAGAGCUGGCGAUUAAUGACAUUGCCGCUGACCGCAAGGUCUCCACGAUGCCCGGCCGGUCUCUGCCCCUCCACUGCUCAGUCCGAAACCACACUGAAGAGGAGGAACUGGUCUGGCUCCGGGAAGAUGGGACCGUUGACCUGAAGGAUGGGAACAGGAUGACCGCCAGCAGCCUUUGUGUCUUCCCGGUCUCUGUGGAGGACAACGGCGUCUCCUUCACCUGCAGACUGGCCCGGGAUAGCUCCGUCCAGGUCUCUGUCACCCUGGACGUCCUGUUCCCCCCGAUCCUAACGGGAGAAGACCCUCCUUUGGCUGAAGAAGAAGGAGACGUGACCCUGGACUGCUACGCAAAGGCCAACCCGCCAGCACAGAUGAGCUGGAUGAAAGACAACGUCACUCUGAUGCUGGAGAAUUCCCGCUACGAAAUCUUCCACACCAGUGAGCUCUAUCAGCUAAAAAUCCUGGGUGUGAAGAAGUCCGAUAGUGGGAUAUAUGACUGUCUCGCCGAAUCCUCCAACGGAACCGAAUGGAGGAGUUUCCACCUUGUUGUCGGAGACAAAAGUGUCCCUUUCCCAACGGAGGCCGUCAUUGCCGCCGCCGUUGUGGUUUUUCUCACAAUCCUCUUCGCUGUUGUUGCACGACGGGAGAGGAUUCUCAAGUGCGUCAGGAAACCAAGCGAAUCUCCCAGCAACACGGCACUUUGAAGGAGUUCUUAUCUUGGAGUCACGGAAAAACUACAAAUUGAAGACCUUCCUUGUAUGGAUCUCACAAGACCCUUCUUUGCUUGAUUCUUAAAAUACAACCAUUAUCUAUUCUAUCCCAAA
This is a messenger RNA of Anolis carolinensis (green anole), 1596 nucleotides long. It is a transcript of the gene tmigd1, whose product is annotated as transmembrane and immunoglobulin domain containing 1. NCBI's taxonomy places the organism in Eukaryota, Metazoa, Chordata, Lepidosauria, Squamata, Anolidae. Bases 691 to 1476 code for a protein of 261 amino acids. The record is from RefSeq and is a predicted model, not a curated record. The transcript has 6 exons.